Messenger RNA from Bipolaris maydis ATCC 48331, 1860 nucleotides. The record is from RefSeq and is a predicted model, not a curated record. NCBI's taxonomy places the organism in Eukaryota, Fungi, Ascomycota, Dothideomycetes, Pleosporales, Pleosporaceae.
AUGGGCGAAGUAUCAUUCGAGCAAGACCAUGCCCUCCAACACCAAACUCUAGGCGAGACCGUUGUCACGCGGAAAAAGCAACCGUCACGGUUGCAACGUCAGUCUCUUUCUUGUACAAAGUGUCGGGAGCGGAAGGUGAAGUGUGACCGCACGAAACCAUGUUCGGCAUGUUGUGUUCGGGGUCUUCCCCGUGACUGCCACUUCAUAACUGAAGACGGCAAUUACACCCCAAUCCAGCAAAGUUACGAACUCCGUAAACUUCGGGCCGAGAAUGUCCAACUAAAAGAGCGAUUUCGCGCACUCGGUAUACCAAUUUACGAUGAAGAAUUUGAUCACACCUCACCUCUAGGUUCACACACCGAUAAUGUGUUUAGCCCAGCGGGGAAACGGCCCUCUACGAAGCAGACCCUCUAUCAAGACUCUGGGUGGCAAAACAGCAUUUACUUUGGCGCUCCUGGACUAGCCACUGUCAUCAGUGAUUUUAGUUCGGACCACUUUGACAACCGGACAACAUUGGCGCACAUAAUACCCCGUCCUAAAGACAUAUUCACCUCAGAAGACACUCCCGCAUAUGCCUUUGCCACGCUCUUCAGCGCUUCUUCUGAUGAAUGCAUUCCGCAAUUGCUUAGUUGUCUGCCUGCAAAACAUGAGCUAACAGAGUACAUGAACGUAUUUGAACAUAGUGUGAGCAUACAUAUCCCUGUAGAAGUAUCGACAUUUGAGACAGAGCGCUUUUUAUUAGAUGCUGAGAGUAAUUCUCACUCUUGUCCGAGCAUGCUGGCAUUGAUUCUUGCAGUCAUUGCUCUUGGCGCGCAGCACUCAAUAUGGGGAAGGAAUGGUAGUUGCGAUGUCGCCAAAAUGGAAGCAGAGGCCCAGAAAGGUAACGUCUAUAUUGCCGCAUCAAUGCAGGCUUUACGACUAGCUUCGUUCAUGCAUAAGCCGUCUCUUGUAGCUGUUCAAACACUUAUAUUGAUCGGAAAGUACUUGGCUAAUAGCGGGAAAUUCUUGGACGCAUUUAUACUCUUCGGCACCACUAUCAGAUCGGCUCAUUCUAUCGGUCUGCAUUGUAACCCGAAACAUCUCACAUCCUGCUCUCCAACUGAAGCGGAGGUCGCAACGCGCCAAAAGAUCUGGUGGUACAUGCUCCGAAUCGACGAGGAGUAUUCUAUGACAUUUGGACGGCCACUUGGAAUUAGCAGCAUUGGCACUUGUUGCUGGCCACAGGUGCUCACAACAGACCCCAAUGUGCUACGACUUGGAGAUUUCAUAAUACAAUUUACCGUACUUGCUAGGCAGAUUUUGCGCAGCGAUCGACUGACUGAUCCUCAGAUUGAUGAGUUCACAAAAGCGCUCUGCAGAUUGUUGGAUACAAUGCCUGAAACACUCCAAUUCGAUCCCGCCUGGACUGAUACGGAAAGCCCGCCGUCACAAGACCUCUGGUCACUCAGGACUAUAGCAACCGCAAAAAAUGCUUUCAAUAGCUGCAUGCUCCUCUUGUUUGAUGCGAUAGAAUACCAGCGAAUCACCGAUGGAGUCUUGAAGGCCGAACAAACCUUGUCGAUAUUCAAAGAACUCGAGGAAAAUAGCGUGCACAAGCUCGCGCGGAUCGCAGUUGAAAAGAUUAGUCGAGCCCUCCAGACGCUGCACGACCUCGUUGCACAAUCGUCACAAGGUAAUUCUGAAAGCUACGGUUGGCAACGGAACCAUACUUUUGGGUACGGAGCUGGGAAGAACGGGGUAUCACAAGACUGGGUUGGGAUCGAAAACGUCAUGGGUAACACUGGCAUGCAGCUGCUAGAGACCUAUGAUCUACGAACACCGUACCAGGAGACUUUUAAUCUCAUAAGCUGGGAUACACCU